GGAGUCAUAGGACACAUAAACAUUCCUUCGUUCCUCAUGGCGUCCGUCUUUGAGCCCUCAGUGUGGAGUGACUUCUUCCGCCGAUACAAGCCGCAGCCACCAAAUAUCUCACAGGAAUGGAUGAAGACCAGAAGAGAUAAACUGAAGAAAGAUGUUCUCUUAUUGUUUAAGACUUGCACCAACAAUUUAGAUAGAAUGACACUGGUGGAUGUAGUCCAACGCCUAGGAAUAGAACACCUGUUUGAAGAACAGACGGCUACUGCACUAACUGACAUCCAUCGAAGUGAAUUCAACAGCUCUAAUCUCCAUGAUGUAUCUCUUCGGUUCCGCCUUCUUCGGGAACAUGGACUUUGGGUAUCUCCAGAUGUGUUCAAAACUUUCAAAGGAGAAGAUGGCACGUUUAACCAUGAUAUAACAAAAGAUCCAAAGGGACUCUUAUGUUUCUACAAUGCAGCAUACGUGUUAACCCAUGGCGAGCCAUUACUCGAAGAGGCCAUCUCUUUCACGAAAUAUCAUCUGGAAUCUUUGGCACCAAGCCUCGUCUCCCCUUUAGCUGAGCAGGUCAAGCGUGCCUUGCAUGUACCCUUGCCAAGGACCUACAGGAGGUUGGAGGCACUGCAAUACAUGCCAGAAUACGAAAAAGAAGUAGGGUACAAUCCAACUCUUCUAGAGCUUGCAAAGCUGGAAUUUAACCUCCUCCAGAGUGUCCACUUGAAGGAGCUCAAAGCUAUCUCAGAGUGGUAUAAUGAUCUGUCAGCAUACGUGGAGCUAAGUUUUGCUCGGGAUCGUGUGGUGGAGUGCUACCUUUGGGGCUACUCUGUCUUCUAUGAGGAAGAGUACUCUCUAGAACGAAUGAUCUUUGCAAAGUGCACAUUUGUGCACACAUUAUUGGAUGACAUCAACGACGUUCGUGCCACCUUGGUGGAGUAUCGGAAGCUAGACACAGCCAUACAGAGAUGGAAUGAGAGUGCUAUUUCCCUUGUGCCCGACUACUUGAAGAAGUUCUAUAAUAAACUUCUGAUGUGCUUUAGGGAGUUCGAGGAUGAGUUGACACUUAAUGGUAGAUACCCGAUUGAUCACAUCAAGAAGACGUUCCAACAACAGUCAAAAUUUUAUCUCCAAGAAGCUGAGUGGUUACACCAGAACCACAAGCCAAGCUUUAAAGAUAAACUGCAUCUGGCUGCCAUGUCCACGGGCGUCACCGCGCUAUGUGUGUAUACGAUGGUUUGCAUGGGUGAUGGAGCACCCAAGGGAGCACUCGAGUGGGCACUUGGAUACCCCGAUGUCAUCAUGGCGUGCGCCAAGAUUGGGCGCUUAAUGAAUGACCUUGCUGGCUCAUCUAAACACCGGAACAAUAGGGGGGACGUGGCCAACUGUGUGGAUUGCUACGUCAGUGAGCAUAAGGUUACAGACAAGGUCGCCUUUGCUGCAAUCGACUCGAUGAUAGAAGAUGAAUGGAAGACCACCAACCAAGCUCGGUUUGAGCAUCGCCGUGAGCUCUUCCCGGUGGUGCAACGGGUUGUCAACUUCACUCUCAGCCUGCCGGUGUACUAUGGUGAUAGGAAAGAUGCCUUCACAUUUAGCACGCAUCUUAACGGCAUUAUCAAGAACCUCUUCGUCAAGCCCAUACCGAUCUAGCUACAUGCAUGCAUACGCUAGUUGGUUUUUUCCUUUCAAGCAUUUCCGCCUAGUGCUUAAUUAGAUCGUUCGUAUGUAUUUCAGCAUGAAUGCUUGGAACCUUGUUAAUGAUUUAUUAUAUGUGUGAUUUGGUGAUCCGUUACUCUCGUCCGGAUCAGGCUGCACACUUAGAUGUAUAUUUUUUUUCUCGAAAUAAUGGAGGAUCCAGAAGAAGAGAAUGAAUCUGCGAUUUUUUUCGAACA
Messenger RNA from Aegilops tauschii subsp. strangulata, 1880 nucleotides. Its product is annotated as tau-cadinol synthase. Lineage: Eukaryota; Viridiplantae; Streptophyta; Magnoliopsida; Poales; Poaceae. Gene Ontology annotation, biological process: diterpenoid biosynthetic process. Gene Ontology annotation, molecular function: terpene synthase activity; magnesium ion binding. The record is from RefSeq and is a predicted model, not a curated record.